UGCCCGUGCUGCAGGACUGCCAGCAGGCGUGGGGGAGGACGUUCUAUGGGUGGGAGACGGGAGCGAUGUGUGGGCCGUAUGGGCCGACGCCACAUGCACAGAACAUCACGUGCAACUCGCAAGGCAUGAUCGAUUCAAUGGUGCUAACGUAUAUGGGCAUCAGCGGACCCCUUCCAGAGUCGUUGGGAAAUCUCACCAGCCUCACUCACCUGUCUCUGGCUCGAAACUCGUUGACGGGGUCCAUUCCUUCGACCUUUGCCAACUUGACCAACCUCCAACAACUAAGCCUUGGUUUCAAUAAUCUCAUGAAAGGCCCCUUUCCAGAGUUCAUUGGUAGUCUGGAGAUGCUUGAAAACCUGAAUUUAGGUUCAACGGGGCUAACCGGAUCGUUUCCAUCCACCAUUGGCACACUCACCAACCUGAUGUCUCUGGAUGUUAUUUUCAAUAAAAUGAACGGCAGCAUUCCGGAUUCAAUCGGCAAGCUAACAGAACUGAGCGCAUUGAACCUAAAUGGCACGUCACUGACAUGCCCACCAAACAAUGCCAGCUGUGAGGUUGAGCAGCACCCUGACAGCGCCUUCUGCAAGACAUGCCCCGCUUUCUGCUCCUCCUGUGUCACAGCACCUCCAGCACCCCCCUCAGCAGCCACCCCAUCGCCCCCCACCACAGCAACUCCAGCGCCUCCCUCAGUCUCUGGGCCUUCAGCACCGCCAAUCAACCCGGCACCCGCGCCUUCUCCAUCGCAAGGGGGUCUGCCCACAGCAGCCAUUGCCGGCAUCGCUGUUGCUGCUGUAGCUGCUCUCCUGCUGGCAGUGCUGCUCGACCUCUCCUCAUCAUCCCGCUCUCCCCUGGUCUUUGUGUGUCUCCAUUGCCCUCAGCCAAUGCUUCCCUACCCUUUCACUCACCACAUUCGCUUAUGGCACACCAUACUCCUCCUCGCCGUCUCCCUCCCAUUCCACUCGUCAGUUUCUUGCCUCCUCGUCCCUCCCCCCUGGCAGGUGAGGGAGAUGGCAUCGAAGCACCACCCGAACCUGGUGCGGCUGCUGGGCUACUGCAUCGCGUUUGACCCGGCAACACGCACCAUGGAGCAAAUACUCGUGUACGAGUUCAUGCCCAACCACGACCUCGACGCCUGGAUCGCACCCGGUGCCGCCACCCCACUCUCCCUCUUUGGGGUGGUGAUGCUGGUGGUGAUCACGGGGCGCAAGGCAGUGCAAGAGGCAGAGGGCGGCCAUGUACACCUCAAGCAAUGGGUGGAGCCACUGGUGGCAUCCAAUUCAGUCACAGCCUUGAGAGACCCGCGCCUGGACGCCCCGGAUGACAUUCUGCUGCGCCUCGCCCGCCUGGCUCUCUCCUGCACCGCCAUGCCCACGGCCUCGCGCCCCUCCAUGGGCAAGGUGCUGGGGGAGCUGGUGGCGCUGAGGGGGGAGAUAGUGGGCGAGGAGGUGGACAAGGUGGCGUCGCGCAUCGACAGCGAGAUUGACACGUCCACCGAUCUCGACUUCAAUGCUUCCAUUGCCCGUGCUCACCAGAUUGCCAUGCAGAGCGGCUCCUCUGAUACUGUGUGA
Molecule: messenger RNA, 1568 nt
Organism: Closterium sp. Naga37s-1
Lineage: Eukaryota; Viridiplantae; Streptophyta; Zygnematophyceae; Desmidiales; Closteriaceae
Source: the annotation of a GenBank genome assembly